Fomitiporia mediterranea MF3/22 is the source of this 2301-nucleotide messenger RNA. RefSeq lists its product as uncharacterized. The coding region runs from base 1 to 2301 and encodes 766 amino acids. The record is from RefSeq and is a predicted model, not a curated record. Lineage: Eukaryota; Fungi; Basidiomycota; Agaricomycetes; Hymenochaetales; Hymenochaetaceae. The transcript is spliced from 5 exons.
AUGCGGAAAGUCAAGGCUGUAAACGAGAUCAACAGGAAUAACGUCUGCUAUCUUGCUCAAACACUUCAUCACGGAAUCCAAGUGCCAUACAUGUCAGCUCCUAUCAUUCUUUGGAACCCAACACCUAUCAGGGAGUCGGAUGAUGCGGGAAAUAACAUCAUCAAAACCACUUUAGCACCUCCUACCAAGUCAAUCCCACAAUACACCGCGUAUGACCCGGAAAAACCACGGCGAUUCAGACGCGUACCGAGGCUCGCCUCGUUUUGUAUACGAGCACUCAGCAGGUAUCCGGAACAACUGCACCAGCUGGGCUCCACGCGACUUUACUUCGACCGUAAGAAAGGAGGGACAAAUUCCGUCUUACGUGCCGUACUUCCGAAAUGGCGUUCACCUAAUUUUAGCCUCCUGGAUAUCGAUCCACGAUUAUGGGCGACGAUAAUACAGAUAUACAAGGAUCCUCCGGAUGAGCUUGAUUUUUAUCCAUGUCAACUCUCUGACCCUCAUGUGCCGCUCUUGAACCAAAUACCAAUGUCGCCGGACUUCACACUCCUUACUCUUCUUUGCCUGGCAAACAGCAGACAGCUCACCGACGAUAACAUUCUCUCGCUUAAAGUCCUUCAUAACCUUGCGGCUCUUGACGUCUCCAACUGUAUGUCGAUUACAGCACAUGGUAUUCGGUUGCUUUCAAGGACACUUACGUUCAACGAAUUCGGCGAGAAACGCGGCCCUUGGGCUCUACGCGUUUUGCGAAUGCGUGCAUGCUGGACUGUGGACAGUAGUAUAUUUGACUGCCUUCAGAAGUUCCCGUUGCUGACUGCUGUUGACUUGAGUGACACGCGCUGCAGGGCAGAAAAUGUCAAGGAACCGUUCAAGCUCGUCAACAGUGAUUAUGACAGUGUCUUCUGCUACCAUUUGGCAGACGCGAUAUGUGAUCUUUUGGAAAAUCACGAAAAUAUGUUCCCGAACGAAACGCCGUACAUACUGUCACUACAAGACGAACCACUAUCAUCAGUGGUGAAGCGAAGCGAUCAGUCGUCUUCCCGCCCUGGCAUGACUCUAGUAACAAGUCAACACGAGUCUUAUGUGGUCCUGCCUCCUUUGCGAGACGGAAGUUCCAUAGGGCGCUCAACAAAUGAGUCACUUUAUUUUGGUAAUGUCCGUACAGACGAGUUUCGGGAGAAGGAAGCCCGGAAAAAGGCCUUUGAGGAUAGCUGGAAGAGAAGAACGGAUUCUGAGGAUUUUGACUGGGAGGCUGAGGAUUCUGGCUGGGAGGGCUGCCUUAUCUGCAACGGGGAAGAAGAGUGCUACUGCAACGAUUUAGGUUAUUGUGACGAAAGCAGUGGUUCGGAAGAUGAGGGUUUCGCUUCCCCGUCUCGAGAAUCGGAAGACGAAGACGAAAAUCUUCGUAGGGCAUUGCAGGCAUCGUUGGCGCAAUAUGAAGAGGGGGUAGAAACGAGUGUUCCACUAACAGAAGCUCUACUUGGAUCUCAAGCUCGAGGAGUAGAACGAAGACGUGGGCCAACAGCUGCUGUAUCCGCCAACACAUUUUAUCAACCCCGUCCGCCCAUGCUGCAAACGAGCUUACCGUGGAGCUCCAGAAUAUCGAACCCUUUAACGCUGUUUAGAGUACCUCCUGCAUGGUCUCGGCUAGAUGCGAUAACCCCACAGUCACAAGCCGCAGUAAGCAGAACUGUAUCGGAUAAUAGCAAAGCUCGACCAAAUGAGGCAAAUGCAUCAGUUAAAAGAAAGCGGGAGUUAUCCAUGCAUGCGUUACGGUCCCAGUUGGUGAAGCGCCACAGACCGCUGUCAACACCAAGAAACCAGACCAUUACUCUGAGGCCAUCUCCUCCACCAUCGCCGACUUCUACCCUUUGCAACAUAAAUGAUAGCCCGGAGAGACAAAGGCCGACGUUACGACCCAUUUCUAAUCUUCAACCACCACCACGAUCGGCAUUCGAUCAUGCGCCCCGUCUGAAGUUGGAUCCUACCCUUAAGGCUACGAGGAAUCCUUCCUCUAAGCCUGCAGCACGCUUCUCUGCCGUGGCAGCCCGAGGCACUUCAAAGCCCCGUAACAUGAAUUUACUCGAAGGUUUUGAGAAUCAGACACGAAAACACCCAAGGUCAGCGGCGAUAGGUGCUGCGACAUCAGAGGACUCUGGGGAAACGUCCAAGUUUCAGAAGAAGCCUUUCUCUAAAAGCGACGGUAAAACGAGACCGUCUAGCAAAGGGGAGGAAGCAAAAGGCACUCCUGUAGCAAGACAGAAAGGAUUUGAUUGGAAUACAUGGACAAAGGGCCAAUAG